This is a messenger RNA of Acanthoscelides obtectus, 597 nucleotides long. NCBI's taxonomy places the organism in Eukaryota, Metazoa, Arthropoda, Insecta, Coleoptera, Chrysomelidae. The record is from the annotation of a GenBank genome assembly.
AUGGAUGCCUGGAACGACAUCAGCAAAAUUAUGAAAGGCGAUACAGGGGAGGUCAAAAAGAAAAUGGAAUCUUUAUUAACAUCAUUCCGACGUGAGAGACAAAAACAAGAUAGGUCGUUUAAAACUGGCUCAGGAACCGACACAAUUUUUAAAUCUAGCUGGUUCGCUUUCAAAGAAAUGCUUUUCUUGAUGGACAAGUUUAUACCAAAAGACACUAAAAACACAGAGGAGAUGAUUCGACCAAGGAAUCAAUAUCAAGAAGAGAAGGAGGAGAAGGAAGAGGAAGACAUGGCCAACAAUGACAUAGGUAUUGACGAAAUUAAUAAUGACACGCAAGUAACAGAAGUACCAGAACGAAUAACCCUCAAAAGAAAAUCAAAUUUUAUAUCUCCCAAGAGGGUCAAACGGGUACCAUCUGUGGCUUCUGUGAAUCAAGGAGCAACCAGUGCUAUCUCUAGAAGGCAAGAAGCAUACCAAAUAUUACAAGAAACACUUGCAAGUAAAAAACAAGAGACCUUAGCACAAUUUUUGGAGAACAUGUUGCUGCAAAGCAUAGAAAAUACAGCGCGCAUACACAAAGUGAAGUGGAACAUCUAA